AUUAUACAGUUCAUGGCCAGGAUGCAGUAUUUGUGGCUAAGGAAGUUUUUAAGACAUCAGCUGUUGUCAAAUACCUCGGUUCAGGGGAAAAGAAGCUUGAAUCAGUGGUACUCAAUAAAAUGAAUUUUGAGUCUUUUGUACGAGACCUACUUCUGGUGAAACAGUACAGAGUGGAGGUGUACAAGAACAAGGGUGGAGCUAAAAAUAAUGAGUGGAGUCUUGGAUUUAAGGCAUCUCCAGGCAACCUGACACAGUUUGAGGAGAUACUGUUUGGAAACACUGACAUGUCAAACUCUGUUGGGGUUAUUGCUGUAAAAUUAUCAUCCGAGAAUGGGCAAAGGAUGCUAGGAGUUGGUUAUGCAGAUGCUACAUUGAGGAAAUUUCAAGUUAGUGAAUUCACGGAUAAUGACCAGUUUUCAAAUCUAGAGGCAUUGAUUGUACAACUAGGACCGAAGGAGUGUGUCCUGGCCCCCGGGGAUUCCACAGCGGAUACUGGUAAACUUAAACAAGUCCUUGACAGGAGUGGUGUUCUUAUUACAGAGAGGAAGAGAAGUGAAUUUACAAACAAAGAUGCUGUCCAAGAUCUGAAUCGUCUGCUGAAAAUGAAGAAAGGUGAACAAGGAAAUGCUGCAUCUUUAGCUGAAGUGGACAAACAGCAUGCCAUGGCAGCCUUGUCAGCAAUUAUCAAAUACCUUGAACUUCUAUCGGAUGAGAGUAAUUUUGGUCAGUUUACAUUGUCGACCUUUGACCUUGGUCAGUAUAUGAGACUUGAUGCUGCCGCUGUUCGAGCCCUGAAUCUACUCCCUAGCUCUACUGAAGGAGGCAACAAGAAUCAGUGUCUACUUGGUCUUCUAAAUAGAUGUCGCACUGCACAAGGUCAAAGGUUACUAGGUCACUGGGUCAAACAACCAUUGGUGGAUAAAAAUAGAAUAGAGGAGAGGCUAAACAUUGUUGAGGCAUUUGUUGAAGAUACAGAGCUUAGACAGAUGUUGUUUGAAGAUCAAUUAAGAAGGAUACCAGAUUUCCAGAGAUUAGCUAAAAAAUUCCAGAGGAAAAAAGCUUCAUUACAGGAUGUGUACAGAGUUUAUCAGGCAAUAGAUAAGAUGCCAUAUCUACUGGAAACAUUAGAGAAAACUGACAGUCAGCAUAAAUCACUACUCAUGGACAUUUUCAGCAAUCCUCUUAAGGAGCUGUUAAUGGACUUUGCCAAGUUUCAAGAGAUGGUUGAAGCCACCAUGGAUCUUGAUCAAGUUGAGAACCACGAGUUUGUCAUAAAAGCCGACUUUGAUGAGGGUCUGACAGCGUUAAAAGAAAAAAUGGACAAGUUAGAGGACAAUAUUAAAGGUCAACUUAACAAGGUUGCCAGGGAUCUUGGUUUAGAGCCCAACAAAGUGUUGAAGUUAGAAAGCAAUGCUCAGUUAGGAUAUUUCUUUAGAGUGACCUUAAAGGAGGAGAAAGUUUUAAGAAACAACAAGAAUUAUAUCACCAUAGAUACAAAGACCAAUGGUGUGAGGUUCCAUAACAAGGCAGUGAGAGAACUUAAUACAGAUUACCUUGAGGCGAAGGAAGAGUACGGUGAACAACAGAAAAGUGUGGUGAACGAGGUUAUUGGAAUUGCAGCUGGAUAUGUAGAACCUAUGUUGAUAAUUAAUGACAUAUUGGCACAGUUAGAUGUAUUGGUGAGUUUCUCCCAGGUGACAACAUGUGCUCCAAUACCGUAUGUUAGACCUACUGUACUGGAAAAAGGUAGUGGUAUUAUAAAAUUGAAGGAAACGAGACACCCAUGUCUAGAGAUGCAAGAUGAUAUAGCAUUUAUACCUAAUGAUAUACAGUUUGAAAAAGAUAAACAGAUGUUUCACAUUAUAACUGGACCGAACAUGGGAGGGAAAUCUACAUACAUUCGCUCAAUUGGUGUUACUGUGCUGAUGUGUCAACUGGGAUGUUUUGUGCCAUGUAACGAGGCUGAGGUCACUAUAGUUGACAGUAUACUUGCAAGAGUGGGUGCUGGGGACAGUCAACUGAAGGGUGUGUCCACAUUUAUGGCAGAAAUGUUAGAAACAGCUUCUAUACUGAGGUCGGCAACAGAGGAUUCAUUGAUCAUCAUAGAUGAGUUAGGGAGAGGCACAUCAACAUAUGAUGGUUUUGGGCUGGCAUGGGCUAUCUCAGAAAAUAUAGCGACACAGUUGAAGUCUUACUGUCUGUUUGCCACCCACUUCCAUGAGUUAACUGCCCUUGCUGAUAAAGUGCCCACUGUGAAUAAUCUACAUGUAACUGCCUUGACUAGUAACGAUACAUUAACGUUGCUGUACAGAGUUAAACCAGGUGUGUGUGACCAGAGUUUUGGAAUCCAUGUGGCAGAAUUGGCACAUUUUCCUAAACAUGUUAUUCAG
This is a messenger RNA of Ruditapes philippinarum (Manila clam), 2390 nucleotides long. RefSeq names its product DNA mismatch repair protein Msh2-like. Gene Ontology annotation, cellular component: MutSalpha complex; nucleus. Gene Ontology annotation, molecular function: ATP-dependent DNA damage sensor activity; mismatched DNA binding; ATP binding. The record is from RefSeq and is a predicted model, not a curated record. Lineage: Eukaryota; Metazoa; Mollusca; Bivalvia; Venerida; Veneridae. Gene Ontology annotation, biological process: mismatch repair; mitotic recombination.